Contarinia nasturtii (swede midge) is the source of this 1047-nucleotide messenger RNA. Its product is annotated as serine protease persephone-like. NCBI's taxonomy places the organism in Eukaryota, Metazoa, Arthropoda, Insecta, Diptera, Cecidomyiidae. Gene Ontology annotation, biological process: proteolysis. The transcript is spliced from 7 exons. The record is from RefSeq and is a predicted model, not a curated record. Gene Ontology annotation, molecular function: serine-type endopeptidase activity. Bases 278 to 961 code for a protein of 227 amino acids.
AUCGCAAAUAAGAUUGGAUGGUCACCAAUCCAUUCAGCUGCUGCUCAUCGUGAUUGUGAGGAAAUUGUGGAAUUUUUACUGAGAGUUGGUGCCGAUGUCAAUUUGAAAGAUAAAAACAACGACACAGCAAUGGAUCUAGCUAGAAGAAAAGUUACCAGUCAGCCAACUCAAAACUCAGGAAAUAAUAAAAUCCUCAAACUCCUUGAAACAGUUCGUGGAAAGUGGUCAGCAGAAAAGGGCUGCUCUAGGCUAUUUGGAUCUUGGAGAAAAUAAUCAAAUGACGUAUGGAUGUGGCGGCACAAUUAUUUCUAACAAAUUUAUCCUAACGGCAGCACAUUGUAUAACGGAACAUCUAAUUAUCGUUCGAUUGGGAAAGGAAUCUUUAAUCGAUAAACGUAAUGACACCGUUAAAGCAAUCUAUCGUAGAAUAAAGGACACCUUCGUUCAUCCCCAAUAUUCUGGACUAACUAAAGUGCAUGACCUUGCCCUUAUUCAGGUCCAAAAAACAAUCCCAUUUUCAAAGUAUAUUAAACCGGCUUGUCUACAAACCAAUUUACGCGACGAAUCAUCUGAUGUGAAACUCACCGUUACCGGUUAUGGAACUACAUCGCCUACACAACUCGUGAAAACUGAUGACUUGCGUAAAGCGGAAUUGAAAUCGAUGCCAUUGUCGCAAUGUAAUUCAACACUUAUGGAUUUGGAUAAAUCAGCAAUGCUCGCGCCCUUUCGCAAUGGUCUUAUUGGCGGACAAUAUUGUGCCUACGAUCCGGAGGGAAAAAGAGACGCUUGUCAGGGAGACAGUGGAGGUCCCCUACAAUAUUUCCCCAAAAACAAAACCAUAGCCACAGUAGUUGGCAUUGUAUCGUUUGGUAUUAGCUGUGGACUAAAGCUACCAGCCGUUUAUACUAGAGUUGCAUACUAUUUGGAUUGGAUCGAGCCCAUUGUUUGGCCAACCACAUAAAAUAAAAAUGCGUGAUUAAAUAAACGAAAACACUUUUAACGGAAAUAUAUGUAAACUAUUGAGCAAUUGUAAACUCUUGGCGAUAA